Messenger RNA from Macaca mulatta (Rhesus monkey), 2347 nucleotides. The record is from RefSeq and is a predicted model, not a curated record. Lineage: Eukaryota; Metazoa; Chordata; Mammalia; Primates; Cercopithecidae.
CUCCUCAUUCUGCUUGGGAAAAACAGAGAGCAGGAUGUGGCCGCGUCAUCCCACACUGCUGGGCUUUUCGGUCCUGUAGCGCUACUUUCCCUUGGGACUAUUUAGGUUUUUCUGCUAAGAACCAAAUUUGAAGACUGUCCCAAGAAACAUGGAACCAAGGAAGUUUGCCAGAGCUCUGCAGGGAGAGCCAGAGCCUUGCUGAGGCGGGGGUGGGGGGGGCGGGGAGGGGGAGAGGUUGGGGGAGGAGAGAGAGAGAGAGAGAGAUUUUUAAAUUCUCCAUGAAGUAUACUAUGUUCCAUCACUCCUUCGCAAAGCCACUGGAAGCAUUCCUUCCAGGAAAGGUGGAGUUGGUGGCGAGAAGCUGGAGGUGAGAAGAACCCUGAACGAACGGAUUCAUUCAUUUUCUGAAUUUCCUAUGUGAGGACGUAUUAGAGCCCAGUGAGGCUUUGAGAGGCCCCAAAGAUGAGCGCCAACAGCAGCAGAGCGGGCCAGCUUCUCUCGCAGGCUUCAGCGUGCGUUAGCUGGAAGCAGGAUGUGGAAGGGGCUGUCUACCAUUUAGCCAACUGCCUCUUACUCCUGGGCUUCAUGGGGGGCAGUGGGGUGUAUGGAUGCUUCUAUUUUUUUGGCUGCCUGAGUGCAGGUUACCUGUGCUGUGUGCUGUGGGGCUGGUUCAGUGCCUGUGGCCUGGACAUUGUUCUUUGGAGCUUCCUGCUAGCUGUGGUCUGCCUGCUCCAGCUGGCACACCUGGUAUACCGCCUGCGUGAGGACACCCUUGCUGAGGAGUUUGACCUCCUCUACAAGACGCUGUGCCUGCCCCUGCAGGUGCCCCUACAGACAUACAAGGAGAUUGUUCACUGCUGCGAGAAGCAGGUCUUAACUCUGGCCACUGAACAGACCUAUGCCGUGGAGGGUGAGACACCCAUCAACCGCCUGUCCCUGCUGCUCUCUGGCCGGGUUCGUGUGAGCCAGGACGGGCAGUUUCUGCACUACAUCUUUCCAUACCAGUUCAUGGACUCUCCUGAGUGGGAAUCACUACAGCCUUCUGAGGAGGGGGUGUUCCAGGUCACUCUGACUGCUGAGACCUCAUGUAGCUACAUUUCCUGGCCCCGGAAAAGUCUCCACCUUCUUCUGACCAAAGAGCGAUACAUCUCCUGCCUCUUCUCGGCUCUGCUGGGUUAUGACAUCUCAGAGAAGCUCUACACUCUCAAUGACAAGCUCUUUGCUAAGUUUGGGCUGCGCUUUGACAUCCGCCUUCCCAGCCUCUACCAUGUCCUGGGUCCCACUGCUGCAGAUGCAGGACCAGAGUCCGAGAAGGGUGAUGAGGAAGCCUGUGAGCCAGCUGCGUCCCCUCCUCAGGCCACGCCAACCUCUCUCCAGCAAACACCUCCUUGUUCUCCCCCUCCAGCUGCCACCAACUUUCCUGCACCUCCUUCCCGGGCCAGGUUGUCCAGGCCAGACAGCGGCAUCCUGGAGAUAGAUGAUUUUCCCUCUUAUUUCCCCCAGUUUGGCUUUUCAGGGAAGGUGGCAGCUGGCAGAAUCCCCUGACAACAAAAGGCACAGCAAAAAGUGGAGGCCUAAAGAAAACAUGUGCUAGCCCCUUAGCCUCUGAAUAACGAAGUCACACCCCAGUCUGCUCUCCUUCAUCUGUUUGGGAGGAGGCAGAUUAGAGUCAUCAGGCUCUUCCCCUCAGAAGCAGCUGUAAGGUAUUUGGUAGCUGUCAGUGCUAGCAAACAGUACUUUUCUCACAGAACUACUGGAAAGAGUCCUGGCACAGAAAACUUGCUCUUGAAAGUGACACGGCCACAACAGUGGUCUCUAGAGGGUUGUGCCACCUCUACCUGCCACAGGUUCCAUUGUCAGUCAGGUAAGUUAGGAGGCAGCAGGUCCUCACCUGCCCUCUGGAUCACAGCAGCCUGGGGCUGCUCCCAACUCAUGUUUCCACUUCUGCCUUACAGGCCUCAUUUUCCUACCCAUCUUUCUGUAAAAAUGAAAGUCAGGAGUCUUAUGAAACUUACCAUUAUUCAAUACAGGCUUUUGGUUUUUUUCUUUAAAUUAGAUAGGGUUAGGUAAGAAGUAGAGUUCUGUAGAAUGUUCAUAGGAAGCAACAAAAGUUGAUCUCUUGAUCUCUACAAUAGGAGAGGAUUGGGCUAGAUAACUUCAAAGCUGACUUGCCCUAAUAUUCUAGUACGAAAUGAUUCAAAGGUACACCUGCCCCUCUCAUGUCAGGCAGUAAGUACAGCUAAAACACUAGGAAUUGAUAGAGGAAAAGAAAAAAAUUGAAAAGAACCCUUUGAAGUUAGACAAACGGUCCAGAGACAUAGUGCUAAAAUCCUCCCUCUUUUUCUUU